AAAGGUUUCCGGUCGUACGUGCGCACGUGGAGAAAUUCUAUAAAUACUCUUCAGUCAGGUCAGUGCUCAGUCCAUCGACCUCAUUAUAUAUUGAUCGACUUACGGUAAAGCAAGAGGUUACUGGAUAAAGACAAGAAAAAGUAUUUUUCCCGGYUUCAUAAACAAUGAAGAUCGUCCUGAUUUUGACGUUGACCUCCAUGCUGGCAACGGCUGCUGCCGCAAUAAAGUACUGUGGAAUCUAUCCAUACGAACCAAAAAUUCAAAUCUGUUGCUCAGGAAUUCCUCAAAUAAAGCCCAAUAAGUUCAUAUCCUGUUGUGGCAAGAGUUCGUACAAUCGUCAAUCACAAUACUGCUGCGCUGGUGUGGUUAAACAAAAGUCAUCAAAUACAUAUUGCUGCGGRAAGACGACUUACAACUCCCUGACACAGAUAUGUUGUGGCGGRAAAGUGGUGACAAAAAAUAGCAGCUCUAUGUCCUGUUGUGGAAGUAARGUGUACGACUACAGAAACCAGUUCUGCUGCGCUGGAAUAGUAAUAUCCAAGGGUGUCCAUAACGCGUGCUGUGUUAGGAAACCGUACAAUACCUUGACUGAAGUUUGCUGCAGUGGAAAUCUGUUUAAGAGAAACAGCUCCACUUCAUGCUGUGGAAGUAAGGCCUACGACUACCGAACCCAGUUUUGCUGCGCUGGGAAAGUGAUGACUAAAGGAGUGAAUAACAAUUGCUGUGGCAGAGCUCCGUAUAACACAGCUACGCAUAUUUGCUGCGGUGGACAAGUAAAGACGAAAGACAGUCCCACUAGCUCGUGUUGUGGAAGUAAAGUCUAUAACUACAAUACUCAUUUCUGUUGCUCUGGCAUUGUGAAGACGAAAGGGGAUCAUAACGCAUGCUGUGGACGAAAGACGUACAACACGAUGACACAGAUUUGUUGUGGGGGAAGAGUAUCUAAUAAGAGUAGUCCUUCUACAUCUUGUUGUGGAGGAAAGGUCUACGACUAUCARACCCAGUUCUGUUGUGCGGGAGUCGUAAAACCAAARGCACUCUACUAUAACUCGUGCUGCGGACGACAUCCCUACCACACAGAAAAACAUAUCUGCUGUGGUGGUAAGUUAACGAUGAGAGGAGYUYAUAYUUCUUGUUGUGGUAGUACUGUGUUUGAUUACAGCACACAAUUUUGCUGUGCAGGCGUGGUAAAGAGCAAAGGAGUGCAWAGCGCUUGCUGUGGGCGRACAUCAUACAACCCCGCAACCCAGAUUUGCUGUGGUGGUAAGCUAUCAAAGAAAGAUGGUCUCACAUCUUGUUGUGGAAGAACUGCGUUCAACUACAAAACCCAUUUCUGCUGUGGGGGUGUCGCAAAGAGAAAAGGA
Messenger RNA from Actinia tenebrosa (Australian red waratah sea anemone), 1364 nucleotides. RefSeq lists its product as uncharacterized. The record is from RefSeq and is a predicted model, not a curated record. Lineage: Eukaryota; Metazoa; Cnidaria; Anthozoa; Actiniaria; Actiniidae.